Messenger RNA from Alosa sapidissima (American shad), 1518 nucleotides. It is a transcript of the gene tmem234, whose product is annotated as transmembrane protein 234. The coding region runs from base 87 to 518 and encodes 143 amino acids. The transcript is spliced from 5 exons. NCBI's taxonomy places the organism in Eukaryota, Metazoa, Chordata, Actinopteri, Clupeiformes, Clupeidae. The record is from RefSeq and is a predicted model, not a curated record.
CACACUGUCCCUGUAUUGUGACCUCCGGGACUAUAGGGGGCGGUACUACGUUCACAAAGGUAAAUCCUAGUCGAGGAAGAUGAAAUAUGGUGGGCGCAGUGGAGGUGUGUUGUUUCUUGGUGGUGGCGUUGCUCUGGGGAGCCACUAAUCCAUUUUUAAAGAAAGGUACAGAAGGCAUUGAAAGAGUGAAGAAGGGGAAUAUUAUCCUUCAGCUCCUUGCCGAGGUUAAGUUCCUGUUCCUCAACUUCAAGUAUCUGAUUCCAUUCCUGCUGAAUCAAGGUGGAUCUGUGGUCUACUACUUCACCUUGGCCACCACAGAGCUGUCCGUGGCUGUGCCGGUCGUGAACUCUCUCACAUUCCUCAUAACCCUGCUCACAGGCAGUUUGCUGGGUGAGGACUUUGGUGGGAAACGAGCUGUGUUUGGGAUGCUGCUGACCAUGUUAGGAGUCUCUCUCUGCAUCUUCAGUUCAGCCUCUGAAGCCAAGGACACAGCCCCGUUGAACACCACACUGACCUGAGGACCAUAAACAAAGCUAUGGAAGUAGGGACCUGAUUACUGUAGUUGGUGUCUGGCAUGCCAACCCAGAUCAGAUGGUUACACAGUCUAACAGUGGUUGAACUUGAAAGACUGUCUGCACUCUGCACUUUCAAUACUUUUUGCUGCUGUUCUGUAGUAUGGUGAAUCACUCACUCUUUGUGAUGUUUACAUGAUGUUGCUGCUGCUGCUAUGUCUAUGUAUACGCUUCAGUUCAUUAUGCAGUGCAAUGCAACGUCGUCAUUUUCUUACGGUAAUUAGAUAUGACUUUCUAGAUCAGUGACAUCUUCUGUAACAUUAUUCCUGUAGUUUGUUUCUAACUUUAUUGUCAGAGGCAGAGGGGACAAACUUUUAAAAAAUAAAUUUUCUUGUCUUCAAAAGCAGCUCCAAUGUAGUUUUGAUAUUCAUUACAUGACCAAAAGCAGAUGCAGCUCAACAGCUUUUCUCAAUCUUUGCACUCUGCAACUCUUUACGUUGACCACAUUUGUUUUUAUAUCACUUCUAUAUUCUACGAAACAUUGCUGGGUAUAUGUAGUAACAGUUAAAAGCAGUAAGCCGCGUGAGGCUGUAGGUUUGCGUAGUGCUCCUUAGCGGAAAUCACUGGAACCUAUGGCCUCUUGGGACUUAUAGCUUAGUUUUCAGUUUGGCAACAGAGGCACAAGGAUGUUUAAUAUAAUAUAUGAAAUAUUUGAUUUAUUCAAUGUGAAAAUGAUUUGACUAGUGUAUAACAGAUGAUGUAUAUGUUUAUAUAUACACAUAUUAGAUAUAAUAUAUUUGAUAUUUGGCCAAGUAUGUGCUUUAGUAACACUGAACUGGAUGUGAUGUGAACUGAAUGGCUGGUCAGCUGAUUUCGGUGUAGAGAAUCCUGCUAUAUUUUUAGAUGCUGAUCUUGCUGAAAGCAAGUAUAUUUUCUCAGUGCCUGUCCCUGUCAGAAGAUAUUUCAUACUGAGCUGUAUAUUCUUUAUUAUUACAUGAGGAUUUGG